Messenger RNA from Urocitellus parryii (Arctic ground squirrel), 3921 nucleotides. It is a transcript of the gene Cntnap5, whose product is annotated as contactin associated protein family member 5. The record is from RefSeq and is a predicted model, not a curated record. Gene Ontology annotation, molecular function: calcium ion binding. NCBI's taxonomy places the organism in Eukaryota, Metazoa, Chordata, Mammalia, Rodentia, Sciuridae.
AUGGAUUCUGUACCAGGGCUGACCAGCGUUUUGACUUUGCUGUUCUCUGGUUUGUGGCAUUUAGGAUUAACAGCGACAAAUUACAACUGUGAUGACCCAUUAGCAUCCCUGCUGUCUCCAAUGGCUUUUUCCAGCUCCUCAGAUCUCACUGGUACCCCCAGCACAGCUCAGCUCAACUGGAGAGUUGGAACUGGCGGCUGGUCCCCAGCAGAUUCCAAUGCUCAACAGUGGCUGCAGAUGGACUUGGGAAACAGAGUGGAGAUUACAGCCGUGGCCACGCAGGGAAGAUACGGAAGCUCUGACUGGGUGACAAGUUAUAGCCUGAUGUUCAGUGACACAGGACGCAACUGGAAACAGUACAAGCAAGAAGACAGCAUCUGGACAUUUGCAGGAAACAUGAAUGCUGACAGUGUAGUGCACCACAAGCUAUUGCACUCAGUGAGGGCUCGCUUCAUUCGCUUUGUGCCCCUGGAAUGGAAUCCAAAUGGAAAGAUUGGCAUGAGGGUGGAGGUCUACGGAUGCUCCUAUAAAUCGGAUGUUGCUGACUUUGAUGGCCGAAGCUCACUUCUCUACAGGUUCAAUCAGAAACUGAUGAGCACACUCAAAGAUGUGAUCUCCCUCAAGUUCAAGAGCAUGCAAGGAGAUGGGGUCCUAUUCCAUGGAGAAGGUCAACGUGGAGACCACAUCACCCUGGAACUCCAGAAGGGGAGGCUUGCCUUGUACCUCAACCUGGAUGACAGUAAAGUUCGACUCAGCAGCAGCCCACCCUCCGCCACCCUGGGCAGCCUCCUGGAUGAUCAGCACUGGCACUGGGUCCUCAUCGAACGGGUGGGCAAGCAGGUGAACUUCACUGUGGACAAACACACACAGCACUUCCGGACCAAGGGUGAGGCAGAUGCCCUGGACAUUGAUUAUGAGCUUAGUUUUGGAGGAAUUCCAGUACCAGGAAAACCUGGGACCUUUUUAAAGAAAAACUUCCACGGAUGUAUUGAAAACCUUUACUACAACGGAGUAAACAUAAUUGACCUGGCUAAAAGAAGAAAGCAUCAGAUCUAUACUGGCAAUGUCACUUUUUCCUGCUCCGAACCACAAAUUGUUCCCAUCACAUUUGUCAACUCCAGCAGCAGUUAUUUGCUGCUGCCCGGCACCCCCCAAAUUGAUGGGCUCUCAGUGAGUUUCCAGUUUCGAACAUGGAACAAGGAUGGUCUGCUUCUGUCCACAGAGAUGUCUGAAGGCUCGGGGACCCUGCUGCUCAGCCUGGAGGCCGGAAUCCUGAGACUGGUGAUUCAGAAAAUGACAGAACACGUAGCUGAAAUCUUUACAGGCAGCAACUUGAAUGAUGGCUUGUGGCAUUCGGUUAGCAUCAACGCCAGAAGGAACCGCAUCACUCUCACUGUGGAUAAUGAAGCAGCAUCCCCUGCUCAGGACACCACCCGGGUACAGAUUUAUUCUGGAAAUAGCUACUACUUUGGAGGGUGCCCCGACAAUCUCACCGAUUCCCAAUGUUUAAAUCCCAUUAAGGCUUUCCAAGGCUGCAUGAGGCUCAUCUUUAUUGAUAACCAGCCCAAGGACCUCAUUUCAGUUCAGCAAGGUUCCCUGGGGAAUUUUAGUGAUUUACACAUUGAUCUGUGUAGCAUCAAAGACAGGUGUUUGCCAAACUAUUGUGAACAUGGAGGAAGCUGCUCCCAGUCCUGGGCCAGUUUCUAUUGUAACUGCAGUGACACAGGUUACACUGGUGCCACCUGCCAUGACUCCAUCUACGAGAAAUCCUGUGAGGUUUAUAGGCACCAAGGGCACAUGGCUGGAUUCUUCUACAUCGACUCUGAUGGCAGUGGGCCCCUGGGACCUCUCCAAGUGUACUGCAACAUCACUGAAGACAAGAUCUGGAUGUCAGUACAGCACAACAACACAGAGCUGACCCAUGUGAGGGGUGCCAACCCAGAGAAGCCCUAUGCCAUGGCCUUGGACUACGGUGGCAGCAUGGAGCAGCUAGAGGCUCUGAUUGAUGGCUCCGAGCACUGUGAGCAGGAAGUGGCCUACCAUUGCAGGAGAUCCCGCUUGCUCAACACGCCUGAUGGAACGCCAUUUACCUGGUGGAUCGGGCGGUCCAAUGAAAGGCAUCCUUACUGGGGAGGGUCUCUUCCCGGAGUCCAGCAGUGUGGUUGUGGCCUGGAAGAGAGUUGCCUGGACAUUCGACAUUUUUGCAAUUGUGAUGCUGACAAGGAUGAAUGGACAAAUGAUACUGGCUUUCUUUCCUUCAAAGACCACUUGCCUGUCACUCAGAUAGUUAUCACUGAUACCAACAGAUCAAACUCAGAAGCUGCUUGGAGAAUUGGUCCCUUGCGUUGCUAUGGCGACCGACACUUCUGGAAUGCUGUUUCAUUUUAUACUGAAGCCUCUUAUCUCCACUUUCCUACCUUCCAUGCGGAAUUCAGUGCUGAUAUUUCCUUCUUUUUUAAAACCACCGCUUUAUCUGGAGUUUUCCUUGAAAACCUUGGCAUUAAAGACUUCAUCCGACUUGAAAUGAGCUCUCCUUCUGAGAUCACAUUUGCCAUUGAUGUUGGGAAUGGCCCAGUAGAACUUGUAGUCCAGUCUCCUUCUGCUCUGAAUGACAACCAAUGGCAUUAUGUCCGGGCUGAGAGGAACCUCAAAGAGACCUCCCUUCAGGUGGACAGCCUUCCAAGGAGCACCAGAGAGACUUCAGAGGAGGGCCAUUUCCGGUUACAGCUGAACAGCCAGUUGUUUGUAGGAGGAACAUCAUCAAGGCAGAAAGGCUUCCUAGGAUGCAUCCGCUCCUUACACUUGAAUGGGCAGACACUGGACCUGGAGGAGAGGGCAAAAGUCACAUCUGGAGUCAGGCCGGGCUGCCCAGGUCAUUGCAGCAGCUAUGGCAGCAACUGCCACAAUGGGGGGAAGUGUGUGGAGAAGCACAGUGGCUACCUCUGCGACUGCACCAAUUCACCAUAUGAAGGACCCUUUUGUAAAAAAGAGGUUUCUGCUGUUUUUGAGGCUGGAACAUCAGUUACGUACAUGUUUCAAGAACCCUACCCUGUCACCAAGAAUACAAACCUCUCAUCUUCAGCUAUUUACACAGAUGCGGCUCCAUCCAAAGAGAACAUUGCAUUCAGUUUUGUGACAGCUCAGACACCCAGCCUCUUGCUCUUUCUCAAUUCUUCUUCUCAGGACUUUCUGGCUGUCUUGCUCUGCAAAAAUGGAAGUUUACAGGUUCGCUAUCAGCUAGGCAAGGAAGAAACGCAUGUAUUCACCAUCGAUGUAGAGAACUUUGCCAAUAGAAAGAUGCACCACCUGAAGAUUAACCGAGAGGGGAGAGAGCUUGCCAUUCAGAUGGACCAGCAGUUCCGGCUCACUUACAACUUCUCCCCAGCAGUGGAGUUCAGGACGAUAAGGUCACUUGUCCUGGGUAAAGUCACAGAUAAUCUUGGAUUGGAUUCUGAAAUUGCUAAAGUGAAUGCCCUGGGUUUUGUUGGAUGCCUUUCUUCAGUCCAGUACAAUCAUAUAGCACCACUGAAGGCAGCCCUGCGUCAUGCCACUAUCGCACCUGUGACCGUCCAGGGGACCUUGACGGAAUCUAGCUGUGGCUCCAUGGUGGAUUCAGAAGUGAAUGCAGUGACCACUGUGCAUUCUUCAUCAGAUCCCUUUGGGAAGACAGAUGAGCGGGAACCACUUACCAAUGCAGUUCGGAGUGAUUCAGCGGUCAUUGGAGGAGUGAUAGCAGUGGUGAUAUUCAUCACCUUCUGCAUCAUCGGCAUCAUGACCCGCCUCCUUUACCAGCAUAAGCAGUCACAUCGCACUAACCAGAUGAAGGAGAAGGAAUAUCCAGAGAAUUUGGACAGUUCCUUCAGAAAUGAUAUUGACUUGCAAAACACAGUCAGCGAGUGUAAACGGGAAUAUUUCAUCUGA